GCUCGUUGGAGCUGCAGUGGACUCUGACCUCCCCAGCAGUCAUCUGAGUCCCAUCAGUGUGUGUGCAGUCAGAACAGUCCAACCAGGCCUGUCACUAACUGCUAUGUAAGAUGACAGCGGGUCUUACUCAACACCUCCAGGGGCUAAAGCAACUUGUAUGACACACAGCAGAGGUGGAACUAUUUUCUUCAGACUUAUUUCCUUGGACUGAUCUGGCUGCACCAUGGCUCUGCUCAUCCACAUGUUGGCCUGCGCCUUUGGCCUUGGCUCCUGGGUGGCGGUGAACGGUCUGUGGGUGGAACUGCCGCUCAUCGUCAACACCCUCCCUGAAGGAUGGGAACUCCCCUCCUACCUGACUGUCAUCAUCCAGCUGGCCAACCUGGGGCCUCUGCUGGUCACCCUCAUGCACAAGCUGUGCCCGGGUCGCCUUAAAGAGCGCGUUGUCAUUUACUGCAUCCUCUCCAUCGGGGUUCUGUCCUGCAUCCUGCUUGCCUUCUUCUGGGACAGGACUACGAUUGUGGCCGGGGCAUCCCAUAGCACAGCCUUCUUCAUCAUCACCUUCUUCCUCUCGCUGGUGGACUGCACUUCCUCAGUUACCUUCCUGCCUUUUAUGAUGCAGCUUCCGGCAAAAUACAUCACCACAUAUUUUAUCGGAGAAGGGCUAAGUGGUUUCAUCCCGGGUGUUGUUGCUCUGGCACAAGGUGUGGGCAUGGCCAAAUGUGUCAACUCCUCUCAGACUGCAGGAAACCACACAAGUGACAACAUGUGGUCACAACAUACAGAAUAUCUUCCGCCAAACUUUUCCACCGAGGUGUUUUUUUUCUUCCUGGCAGCCAUGAUGUGCAUAAGUUUGGCUGCUUUUGUUGCACUGAACAAGCUUCCUCGGACCUUCGAGCUGUCCACCGAAAACCUUGUGCCAGAUACUGUGGCGUCUGUCAGCUCCGGCCUGGACAACCCAGGGGCAGAGACUGAUCGAGGUGGUGAGAGGAGCCACGCUGAGGGGGCAGCUGAGAGAAGGCCACUGCUGGCAAAACACACUGUGUACCAGCUGACCUUUAUCUACUUCCUGGUGGUUUGGGUUAAUGCUGCAACAAACGGAGUGCUGCCCUCCGUGCAGACAUACUCCUGUAUGCCGUACGGGAACCUGGCCUAUCACCUCUCUGCUGCUCUGGCAUCAGUGGCUAACCCAGUGGCCUGCACAAUUGCAAUGUUCUUCCAAAACAGGUCACUGGUCUUUCUUGGAGCGCUACUGGUGCUGGGGACGGGGUUUGGCAGCUACAACAUGGCGAUGGCAGCUAUGAGUCCGUGUCCUUUGCUUCGAGGGUCAGCAGCGGGAGAGGCGAUCAUUGUGCUCUCAUGGCUCCUCUUCACUGGAACGCUGUCUUACAUCAAAGUGAUGGUGGGAGUCAUCCUGCGAGACCGGAGCCACAGCGCUCUGGUAUGGUGUGGAGCUGCAGCACAGAUCGGCUCGCUAGUUGGCUCCGUCACCAUGUUUCCAUUGGUUAACGUACUCCAGCUGUUUAAGUCAGGAGACUUCUGCAACACUGAAUGUCCUUCAUGAGUUUGAGACCUACAGUCCUGAGGAGCUACAGACUCUCAUUUAAAGGAAAAUAUUGGCAUGUUGGGACUCAUGGUCAUUUGAUUUCUUGCUGAGUGUUAGUGGCAAAGACUGACACAACUAGAGAUGUUAUAAGGAAGAGGCAAAUCAGUUAAAGAAUCCUGAGCGGAAAUCUGUGGUAGAAUUAUGGUGGUUAAAUGACACGUCUUGCCCCUCACUUCAAAAGCCAAUCAACUGCUUUGUAACCAGUAAACACUGAGCCAGUUAUGUUGUUGCACUGACCUAAGCACAAUGUUGUGAAACUGUGUACAUGUGUAGUAGAAGUAAACCUGUGGGGAGAAACUCUUUUUAUCAGAUUAGAGAUUUACUGGCACUUUGUAACUUUACUGCAAAUGUGACAUAUUUGAGCUAGUUCUCCUGGUGGCUAGCUUGGCUUGAAAGUGUAACGUGCUGGUUUGGUCGUACUCUAAACACUUUCUCCUAAUCCAUGGCUAUAUAAUUUAAAUACUAUAGUAGCAUAAGUCACAAGUUAAAAGUAAAAUAGAACUGAAGGAAUCUAACACUAAAAAUAAUAGUAUAGAUCACAGAACUCAAGCUGACCAAGUUCUCUGGUAGCAAAAGUCUGUAUAGUAGUUUAAUGUCAGUAACGUUGCUGUAAAGCCCUACAAGUUGGUUUUGGGAAUGUUCUGCCACACUGCAUUGUUUGACACAGUAGGCGAGGUACACUGGUCCAAUCAAUACUCGACAUUUUUUCUGAAUCUUUAUAUUUUAAUUUUUUUUUGCAUACUGCAUAUUAUAUACUACAUUUUAUCCAAAUCAGUACAUACUAGUAGCACUUUUAAACACAACCAAUGAGAAAGAAGUCUGACUUUGUUCAAAGCACAAAAAAUCUCCCAACUAGCACCUCCAAAGCUCAUGAACUAAAAUGCUCUAUCUUGCAUUCAAAUCGAGCACAAACCGAAACAUGAAUAUGACUAGUUGUGUUUUUUGGAGACUUAUGUUCUAAAGUAAUUUCUUGACAAUGACUACAAGUGCCUGAAAAGUACACAGCUUCUCGUAACAUCCCAACUUAUCACAUUACACGUUGUUAUUGUACUAAGUGAACAAACAUAAAUUAGUGAGCUUUGGAGGUGCUGGUAAUCAGAUUUUACUAUCUCGGAUUUGGACAGAGACCUGAGUCCUUGCUUCAUAUUCAGCGCACAUAAAUGAGACUAUUUUGCUCAUCCUUUGCAUUCAUUGUCUUUUCUAUGCAGCAUUGUGGUUUCUCCACCAUGUUUUCACUUCAAACUUUGUCGAUGUUUGUAUAAUUUAACACUCUCUUAUGAGAGAAGCUAUAAGUGAAAUAAAAAAGAAGUUCCACAGUGAA
This is a messenger RNA of Amphiprion ocellaris (clown anemonefish), 2924 nucleotides long. It is a transcript of the gene slc52a3-1, whose product is annotated as solute carrier family 52 member 3. Bases 224 to 1561 code for a protein of 445 amino acids. The transcript is spliced from 4 exons. Gene Ontology annotation, biological process: riboflavin transport. Gene Ontology annotation, cellular component: plasma membrane. Lineage: Eukaryota; Metazoa; Chordata; Actinopteri; Pomacentridae. Gene Ontology annotation, molecular function: riboflavin transmembrane transporter activity. The record is from RefSeq and is a predicted model, not a curated record.